AUGUCAGCAGAACCCGAUCGCUCCUUCCCCUUCGCGCACUCUUCCCACCUCUCCUCCGUCUCUUCCGUCGCCGCCGCCGCCGCUGCCGCAGCCGCGGCGGCCACGGCUAGCGUGGACCGCGCGUUUCCCUCCCGACGCGCGGCGCCCGCCGCCGCAGGUCCCGCUGGCGCAAAUACCAGCUCCGCCCCUCCCCGCGAGCCCAGCAGCCGCGCCCACUGGCGUGACCCCGCGGAGCCGCUUGCGCCGAGAGAGCGGCAAGGGCGGGGGCACGAGCCUAGGCAUGAGUACUGGCACGAUUACAGGCAUGAGAAUAGGCAUGCGAGUAGGCAUGAGUAUCGGCAUGAUUACGGGCACGCGAGCGGGCGUGCAGACGGGCAUGACUCAUGGCGGGCGCAGCGGGACUGGGGCGCGCGAGCAGGCGGAGGCUUUACAGCGGGGGAAGAACCCUCCGCGCGCCGGUGGGAUGCGCGGGAAGGCGCGGAUUGGCGCAACAGUGAGGCGCGGACGGACCCACGAGCGCGAGGCGGCGGUUGGGAGGGCGACAGCGGGAGGUGGCGGGGAGGGAGCGAGAGCAGCGCGAGUGUGGAGGGCGCGGGGGGACCGCAUGCGGGCGCCAUGAUUCUCCCGCGGGGCAGCAGCAGCACUGUUAGCACGAGCACGGGCAGCGCAGUGACGAGCAGCAUGCGUGGUGGCGGUGGUGGGGGGGCCAGCAGCGCGCACCUGAGCCACCUGGACGCCGCGCUCGUGUCCCUCAUCGGCCCUGCAGCUGCUGCGGCGUUUGCUGCUGAUGUGCACGCCAUGGGCUGGCCUGCUACCAUGCGCGCCCCUGGGCCCGCUGCUGUGCAUGGUGGCGCUGGGGCUGGUGGAGGGGAGGGAGUGGAGGCGUUCGUGCGUGACACACUGCACGUGACCGUGGACCGCGUGAAGAUCAAAGGGUACACGCGCAUCCGCGCCCUGCCUGUCGCCAGAGCCACAGCAGCAGGCGCAGGGGUUCCCGGAGGGGCAGCAGGCGCAGCAGGGGCAGCAGCAGGCGCAGGGGAGGGAGCGGUGGUGGGGGGGACGCGGUACCGCGAGGAGUGGGUGUCAGCAGGGUACGGGUACGCGGAUUUCCUCACAGCAGAGGUGGCGGAGUUUGUGAUGGCGAGGGAGGAGGCGCUGGUGCUCAAGGGACAGCAGCUGGGCCUGCAGCGCACCAUGGAGCAGAGGAGAGCACCCGAGGGGCUGCUAUUCCACUCCACCGUGCACCUUGGGUUUGUGCACCAGCCGGGUCAGCUCGCGCUGACGUGGCGCUCCAAGCCCGAGAGCUGCCGGGUGGAGUUUGACUUUCUGGAGAGGCGCGUGCGGGUCGUGGUGCAGGAGAGGGCGGGGGGGCGCGGGAGGGGUGGUGCGGGGUGGGGAAGGCGGGCGGCAGGAGGAGAGGCGGGUGCAAGGGACGAUGCAGGUGCCUCAGCUACCUCGUUCCCUGCUGCUGCUGGUGCCUCCCUCUCGUCCAUCCCGCUGGCGUUCCAGCGCGUGGAGUACAAACUAGAGUGGCGUAUGCGGGAUGUGCGCAUGUGGGGCAGCAAGGACAGCACCACGCGCGACAUCGACGGGCCCGGGCUCACCUCCUCGCUGCUGCUGCUGCUCUUCGUCCCCCCCGCUGUGUUCUCCCGUGCGUGCGACGACGACGUGUGGCAGCUUGAGCCAGACAGCUGGUUCCCUGAUGAUGGUGAUCCCUGGACCAGAACCACCGAUGAGCACUUCCUGCCUGCUGGGGGAAGGGCGGGCGCUGCUGCAAGCGCAGCAGCAGGUGCGUGUGUGGGCGUGGGGGAUGAUGGCGGAGGAGGGGUUGCUGGUGCAGGGUGGGGAGGCGGCGGGGAUGGUAGUGGUGGAAGCGGUGGUGGGGGGAGUGGGUGGAAGGGGCGGGUGUGGAGUGGGGGGAUGCUGGGGGCGGCGUCAGUGAUGCAGGUGUCGGUACCGUUGAGGCGGGGCAGCCAAGUGCGGCGCAUAGCAACGCACAUGCGCACCGCAUCGCUGCACCUCCGCGCGCGCUACCUGGGCGACCCACAGCGCGUCGCCAUCACCGCGCGAUAUGCCGCUGCCCCACCCAUCCACCUCGCCCCCUUCAUAUCCCUCGACCCCUCCUGUUUCCCCAUUACCGCCGCCACCACCGCAACCGACACCACCAACACCAGCAGCAGCAGCAGCAAGUCUGCGGUGCCUGUUGUGCUGGCCUUCCCAGUGCUGUACCUGCUCACAGCGCUGGUUCAGCAGGGCACCAUCCCUCCUACUGCCGUGACCGCCCAUCUGUACCGCACGCUGGCUUACGAGCCCGUGCGCGCUGCGGUGGCGGUGCUGAUCGAGUUCUUCCGCUUCUCCCGCCCCGAGUUCCACCCCGCUCGGAAGUUCCGCCAGAUUGCCAGGGCCAUGCGGCACCACGGCAAGCUGCAGGCACGGGAGGGUGUCGGCAAGGGGCGAGAGAAGGGGCCAGAGGGGACAGGGGAGCAGCGGAGUGAGAAGGGAGCGGAGCAGAAGGGCCCAGCUGCUGGAGAGCCGGAGAAGCCACCGCAGCAGCCACAGCAGCAGCCACAGCAAGAACAGCAAGCAACGGAGGAGAAGGCAGGGGCAGCGAGCGAGAGCGAGAGCAGCAGCGCGUGGCCGUGGAAGCUACCAGCGAACCACGUGCUGGUGUUCCGCGUGCUCAUAACCCCGCUGGGCGCGCAGUGCUGCAUGCCGGGUGUGGAGCUCACCAACCGCGUGCUCACGCACUACCGCCCCCAUGCGCACCGCUUCCUGCGCGUCACCUUCACCGACGAGGGCCUGGAGAACCUGCCGUCUUUUGCUCUCAUGGACGCCGCUGGUAGGCGCGAGGGCGGGGCUGGGCACACGGAUGUGUACCGGCGCAUUCUCAGCCUCGUGGAAGAGGGUUCAUGGUGCGUGCUGCACGGGGAGAAGCGUGGGGCUGCUGAUGGGUCCAUGCAUGUGUGCUGUGCUCCUUACCACCCUUCUACAUGUGUGCUUCCCUACCUUUUCAACCCUGUCACUUCACCUUGCCCUCACGCCAGCCAAGUACUCUCUUCCUUCCUAUCCUUCAGUUUUCGUUCACCAUUACUGUCCAUCACUUCUUACCUGCGUUACCUUCCCUCCAUUUCUCUCUUCGUCCUCCCCUGUCUCCACGCCCUACUUGUGCCCCUGGCGUGGCCUCGGCACCAGGGAUUCAGCCUGUGUGGGCGGCACUACUGCUUCCUGGCAUCAUCGGCAUCGCAGCUGAGGGAGAAGUCAGCAUGGUUCCUGGCAGAGGAUGCCAAGCUCGGCCUCACUGUUGCCUCCGUGCAGGUGCGUGCUCUGUUGGGUGCGCUACACUGCACUGCACACAAAGGAGGGGAGAUGCACGGAGGUGGCCUUGAGGACUGUGUUGCUGUGGGACUGGUUUGUAUACACUGCCGCGGUGCUCGCUGCAUGACCGUGCCUUUCCCUCCCUCCCUUGCCUUUGCCACCACCACGACACCGCACCACCAGGCGUGGAUGGGCACGUUCUCAGCCAUCCGCAACGUGGCCAAGUGUGCGGCGCGCAUGGGGCAGUGCUUCUCCUCGCGCUUCACUUCUCUCCCCCUCCCGUGCACCCACGUGCGCAAGCUGCCCGACAUCACACGCGGCAGCUUCUGCUUCACGGACGGUGUGGGUGCCGUGUCUCCAGAGGUGGGCAUGGCCCUGGCAGAUGCUAUUGCUCCCUACCUUGACAGACCCGUGGGUGACGGGUGGAGCGAGGGUGAGUGUGGGGUGUGUGAUGGAGAGGGUCAUGGGGGUGGUGGUGAGAGUGGCGCAGGCGGUGGGGAGAGGGGUUCUGGUGUUGGUGAUUCUGGGGGUGGUGCUGGGGAUGGUGUGAGUGGGAAUGAGACGGAGAGUGGGGAUGGGAAUGAGAAGGAGAGUGGGAUUGGGAAUGAGAAGGAGAGUGGGAUUGGGAAUGAGAAGGAGAGUGGGAUUGGGAAUGAGGAGAGUGGCAUUGGGAAUGAGAAGGAGGGUGGGAGUGGGAAUGAGAAGGAGGGUGGGAGUGGGAAUGAGGAGGGUAGGAGUGGGAAGGAGGAGACUGGGAGUGGGAACAAGAAGGAGAGUGGGAAGGGGAAUGAGAUGGAGAGUAAGAGUGGGAGUGGGAACGAGAAGGAGAGUGGGAAGGGGAAUGAGAAGGAGAGUAAGAGUGGGAGUGGGAACGAGAAGGAGAGUGGGAAGGGGAAUGAGAAGGAGAGUAAGAGUGGGACUGGGGCUGGCAGCAGUGGGACAAAAGGGAAGAAGGGGCGUGUGGUGGAGCGGGGGAGGGCAUUGCUGCGCGCACCAUCAGCGUUCCAAAUCCGGUACGCGGGGGUGAAGGGGGUGAUCACAGUGUGGCCGCGCUGGGUCAUGCAGCAAGUGGAGCACGAGGCAGGGCUGCACAGGCAGGCAGGCGGCAACUGCACCAAUAGUAGCAGCGGCAGCUGGGGUGCGAGUGCCGUGGGUGAUGCGGGCAUGAGUGGCGUGCAGAAGGGACAGGUGGUGAACCUCAUGUUCCGGGAGGGGGAUUACGCCACUGACUCCUGGAUGCAUGCAGCGGAGGGCGUGGGUGCUACUGGCUGUGGUGAUGCACAUGGGGAUGUUGUUGUAGGCAAUGAUGCCCGCCCAGGCCUGGCAGCAGAGCGUGAAGGCAGUGCAGCAGGGGCAUCAUCAGCAGCAGCAGUGACGCACAUGUGGAUCCGGCCCAGUAUGGACAAGUUUGAGUCGCAGCAUGCGGAUGUGGAGGUGGUGAACUGGACGCGGCCCCUGCCGUGCUUCCUCAACCGGCAGAUCAUCACACUGCUGGCCACCAUGGGCGUGCACCACCACGUCUUCCUGCACAUGCAGGUCCGUGCACCACCACGUCUUCCUGCACAUGCAGGUCCGUGCACCACCACGUCUUCCUGCACAUGCAGGUCCGUGCACCACCACGUCUUCCUGCACAUGCAGGUCCGUGCACCACCACGUCUUCCUGCACAUGCAGGUCCGUGCACCACCACGUCUUCCUGCACAUGCAGGUCCGUGCACCACCACGUCUUCCUGCACAUGCAGGUCCGUGCACCACCACGUCUUCCUGCACAUGCAGGUCCGUGCACCACCACGUCUUCCUGCACAUGCAGGUCCGUGCACCACCACGUCUUCCUGCACAUGCAGGUCCGUGCACCACCACGUCUUCCUGCACAUGCAGGUCCGUGCACCACCACGUCUUCCUGCACAUGCAGGUCCGUGCACCACCACGUCUUCCUGCACAUGCAGGUCCGUGCACCACCACGUCUUCCUGCACAUGCAGGUCCGUGCACCACCACGUCUUCCUGCACAUGCAGGUCCGUGCACCACCACGUCUUCCUGCACAUGCAGGUCCGUGCACCACCACGUCUUCCUGCACAUGCAGGUCCGUGCACCACCACGUCUUCCUGCACAUGCAGGUCCGUGCACCACCACGUCUUCCUGCACAUGCAGGUCCGUGCACCACCACGUCUUCCUGCACAUGCAGGUCCGUGCACCACCACGUCUUCCUGCACAUGCAGGUCCGUGCACCACCACGUCUUCCUGCACAUGCAGGUCCGCGCACCACCACGUCUUCCUGCACAUGCAGGUCCGCGCACCACCACGUCUUCCUGCACAUGCAGGUCCGCGCACCACCACGUCUUCCUGCACAUGCAGGUCCGCGCACCACCACGUCUUCCUGCACAUGCAGGUCCGCGCACCACCACGUCUUCCUGCACAUGCAGGUCCGUGCACCACCACGUCUUCCUGCACAUGCAGGUCCGUGCACCACCACGUCUUCCUGCACAUGCAGGUCCGUGCACCACCACGUCUUCCUGCACAUGCAGGUCCGUGCACCACCACGUCUUCCUGCACAUGCAGGUCCGUGCACCACCACGUCUUCCUGCACAUGCAGGUCCGUGCACCACCACGUCUUCCUGCACAUGCAGGUCCGUGCACCACCACGUCUUCCUGCACAUGCAGGUCCGUGCACCACCACGUCUUCCUGCACAUGCAGGUCCGUGCACCACCACGUCUUCCUGCACAUGCAGGUCCGUGCACCACCACGUCUUCCUGCACAUGCAGGUCCGUGCACCACCACGUCUUCCUGCACAUGCAGGUCCGUGCACCACCACGUCUUCCUGCACAUGCAGGUCCGUGCACCACCACGUCUUCCUGCACAUGCAGGUCCGUGCACCACCACGUCUUCCUGCACAUGCAGGUCCGUGCACCACCACGUCUUCCUGCACAUGCAGGUCCGUGCACCACCACGUCUUCCUGCACAUGCAGGUCCGUGCACCACCACGUCUUCCUGCACAUGCAGGUCCGUGCACCACCACGUCUUCCUGCACAUGCAGGUCCGUGCACCACCACGUCUUCCUGCACAUGCAGGUCCGUGCACCACCACGUCUUCCUGCACAUGCAGGUCCGUGCACCACCACGUCUUCCUGCACAUGCAGGUCCGUGCACCACCACGUCUUCCUGCACAUGCAGGUCCGUGCACCACCACGUCUUCCUGCACAUGCAGGUCCGUGCACCACCACGUCUUCCUGCACAUGCAGGUCCGUGCACCACCACGUCUUCCUGCACAUGCAGGUCCGUGCACCACCACGUCUUCCUGCACAUGCAGGUCCGUGCACCACCACGUCUUCCUGCACAUGCAGGUCCGUGCACCACCACGUCUUCCUGCACAUGCAGGUCCGUGCACCACCACGUCUUCCUGCACAUGCAGGUCCGUGCACCACCACGUCUUCCUGCACAUGCAGGUCCGUGCACCACCACGUCUUCCUGCACAUGCAGGUCCGUGCACCACCACGUCUUCCUGCACAUGCAGGUCCGUGCACCACCACGUCUUCCUGCACAUGCAGGUCCGUGCACCACCACGUCUUCCUGCACAUGCAGGUCCGUGCACCACCACGUCUUCCUGCACAUGCAGGUCCGUGCACCACCACGUCUUCCUGCACAUGCAGGUCCGUGCACCACCACGUCUUCCUGCACAUGCAGGUCCGUGCACCACCACGUCUUCCUGCACAUGCAGGUCCGUGCACCACCACGUCUUCCUGCACAUGCAGGUCCGUGCACCACCACGUCUUCCUGCACAUGCAGGUCCGUGCACCACCACGUCUUCCUGCACAUGCAGGUCCGUGCACCACCACGUCUUCCUGCACAUGCAGGUCCGUGCACCACCACGUCUUCCUGCACAUGCAGGUCCGUGCACCACCACGUCUUCCUGCACAUGCAGGUCCGUGCACCACCACGUCUUCCUGCACAUGCAGGUCCGUGCACCACCACGUCUUCCUGCACAUGCAGGUCCGUGCACCACCACGUCUUCCUGCACAUGCAGGUCCGUGCACCACCACGUCUUCCUGCACAUGCAGGUCCGUGCACCACCACGUCUUCCUGCACAUGCAGGUCCGUGCACCACCACGUCUUCCUGCACAUGCAGGUCCGUGCACCACCACGUCUUCCUGCACAUGCAGGUCCGUGCACCACCACGUCUUCCUGCACAUGCAGGUCCGUGCACCACCACGUCUUCCUGCACAUGCAGGUCCGUGCACCACCACGUCUUCCUGCACAUGCAGGUCCGUGCACCACCACGUCUUCCUGCACAUGCAGGUCCGUGCACCACCACGUCUUCCUGCACAUGCAGGUCCGUGCACCACCACGUCUUCCUGCACAUGCAGGUCCGUGCACCACCACGUCUUCCUGCACAUGCAGGUCCGUGCACCACCACGUCUUCCUGCACAUGCAGGUCCGUGCACCACCACGUCUUCCUGCACAUGCAGGUCCGUGCACCACCACGUCUUCCUGCACAUGCAGGUCCGUGCACCACCACGUCUUCCUGCACAUGCAGGUCCGUGCACCACCACGUCUUCCUGCACAUGCAGGUCCGUGCACCACCACGUCUUCCUGCACAUGCAGGUCCGUGCACCACCACGUCUUCCUGCACAUGCAGGUCCGUGCACCACCACGUCUUCCUGCACAUGCAGGUCCGUGCACCACCACGUCUUCCUGCACAUGCAGGUCCGUGCACCACCACGUCUUCCUGCACAUGCAGGUCCGUGCACCACCACGUCUUCCUGCACAUGCAGGUCCGUGCACCACCACGUCUUCCUGCACAUGCAGGUCCGUGCACCACCACGUCUUCCUGCACAUGCAGGUCCGUGCACCACCACGUCUUCCUGCACAUGCAGGUCCGUGCACCACCACGUCUUCCUGCACAUGCAGGUCCGUGCACCACCACGUCUUCCUGCACAUGCAGGUCCGUGCACCACCACGUCUUCCUGCACAUGCAGGUCCGUGCACCACCACGUCUUCCUGCACAUGCAGGUCCGUGCACCACCACGUCUUCCUGCACAUGCAGGUCCGUGCACCACCACGUCUUCCUGCACAUGCAGGUCCGUGCACCACCACGUCUUCCUGCACAUGCAGGUCCGUGCACCACCACGUCUUCCUGCACAUGCAGGUCCGUGCACCACCACGUCUUCCUGCACAUGCAGGUCCGUGCACCACCACGUCUUCCUGCACAUGCAGGUCCGUGCACCACCACGUCUUCCUGCACAUGCAGGUCCGUGCACCACCACGUCUUCCUGCACAUGCAGGUCCGUGCACCACCACGUCUUCCUGCACAUGCAGGUCCGUGCACCACCACGUCUUCCUGCACAUGCAGGUCCGUGCACCACCACGUCUUCCUGCACAUGCAGGUCCGUGCACCACCACGUCUUCCUGCACAUGCAGGUCCGUGCACCACCACGUCUUCCUGCACAUGCAGGUCCGUGCACCACCACGUCUUCCUGCACAUGCAGGUCCGUGCACCACCACGUCUUCCUGCACAUGCAGGUCCGUGCACCACCACGUCUUCCUGCACAUGCAGGUCCGUGCACCACCACGUCUUCCUGCACAUGCAGGUCCGUGCACCACCACGUCUUCCUGCACAUGCAGGUCCGUGCACCACCACGUCUUCCUGCACAUGCAGGUCCGUGCACCACCACGUCUUCCUGCACAUGCAGGUCCGUGCACCACCACGUCUUCCUGCACAUGCAGGUCCGUGCACCACCACGUCUUCCUGCACAUGCAGGUCCGUGCACCACCACGUCUUCCUGCACAUGCAGGUCCGUGCACCACCACGUCUUCCUGCACAUGCAGGUCCGUGCACCACCACGUCUUCCUGCACAUGCAGGUCCGUGCACCACCACGUCUUCCUGCACAUGCAGGUCCGUGCACCACCACGUCUUCCUGCACAUGCAGGUCCGUGCACCACCACGUCUUCCUGCACAUGCAGGUCCGUGCACCACCACGUCUUCCUGCACAUGCAGGUCCGUGCACCACCACGUCUUCCUGCACAUGCAGGUCCGUGCACCACCACGUCUUCCUGCACAUGCAGGUCCGUGCACCACCACGUCUUCCUGCACAUGCAGGUCCGUGCACCACCACGUCUUCCUGCACAUGCAGGUCCGUGCACCACCACGUCUUCCUGCACAUGCAGGUCCGUGCACCACCACGUCUUCCUGCACAUGCAGGUCCGUGCACCACCACGUCUUCCUGCACAUGCAGGUCCGUGCACCACCACGUCUUCCUGCACAUGCAGGUCCGUGCACCACCACGUCUUCCUGCACAUGCAGGUCCGUGCACCACCACGUCUUCCUGCACAUGCAGGACGCCAUGCUACAGCAGUUGGACCGCGCUCUCAGUGAGAGGGAGGCUGCACUGCAGCUGCUGGAGGAGUCAUGUGCCGACGACCUUUACAACGUGGCCAUGACUAUGCUCUCCGCCGGUUUCCACCCCCACCGCGAGCCACACCUCAAGCGCAUGAUGCGCGCCGUAAGGUCGCUGCAGCUGCAGGGGCUGAUAUCGAAGGCACGCAUAUUUGUGAAGGACGGGCGGUGGCUCAUGGGAGUGGUGGACGAGACAGGGCUGCUGGAGUACGGCCAAUGCUUCAUCCAAGUAUGCGACACCACAGCGCCCAUAUCCCCCUCCAACCCCACCUCCUCCUCCUCCACCUCCUCCUCCGCCGAAGCCCCGAUCCUCUCCCCCACGGUGCACAGCACGGGGCGUGGUCUGGGCGCGCCGCAAGUAAUCACCGGCCCCAUCAUAUUCGGCAAGAACCCCUGCCUGCACCCGGGCGACCUGCGCGUGCUCACAGCCGUGGACGUGCCGUGCCUGCACCACCUGGUGGACUGCCUCGUGCUGCCCAGGAGGGGUCCGCGCCCGCACGCCAAUGAGGCGUCGGGGAGCGACAUGGACGGGGACGUGUACUUUGUCACGUGGGACGCAAGGCUGAUGCCGCCCAAGGGGCGGAGUGAAGAGCCCAUGGAUUACCAGCCCGUGAAGAAGGAGGGCAAGGCCGCUGUCACCAUGAAGGACGUGCACCGGUUCUUUGUGGACCACAUGUUGAACGACAGCGUGGGCAUCAUCUGCAACGCGCACGUCGUGCACGCGGACCGCUCCCCGCAGCAGGCCUCCGACCCGGCGUGCCUGCGCCUGGCGCGCGAGGCCGCCAUCGCCUUCGACUUCCCCAAGACGGGCGUCGCGGGGCAGAUGCCGCGCGACCUGCGCGUGCAGGAAUACCCUGAUUUCAUGGAGAAGGGCGCGAGUAAGGAGACGUACGAGUCGGAUAAGGUGCUGGGGAGAUUGUACCGUGAGGUGAAGGAUACGGCUGUGGUUCAUGCGGAUGAUGAUCUGCCGAGAGUGGUGCCGGCUGUGGCGGAGGAGGAGGGGGCGGGCGGGGAGGAGAUGGCGCAGGAGCGGAGGGAGCGGGAGGAGGAGGCGGCGCGGGUGGUGAGGGAGGGGAGGGAGGGGAGGGAGGGGAGGGAGGGGAGGGAGGGCGUGGGGGAGGGCACGGGGUGGGAGGGCGAGGUGGCGGUGCUGGAGGAUGGGCGCACGUGGCUGCGGUGGCCGGGCGUGGAGGAGGUGGGGCGUGCGUACAGGGAGGACCUAAGGGUGGAGGGGUAUGAGCAGCAUGUGCAGGAGGCGAGGGCGCUCAAGUGGGCAUAUGACCGCUCCAUGCUGCACAUCCUGCACCAGGUGGGUACCAGGUGGGCGCCAGGUGGGCGCCAGGUGGGCGCCAGGUGGGCUCCCGGUGGGCAUCAGGUGGGCGCCAGGUAUGCAUUGGGUAGUCACCGGGUAGCCGUCUCUAUAGCCCGUCUUCUGGUGAAUCUUGCAGUACAGCAUGUGCUUAUCCAUGUGUGUGUGCAUGUGUGCUCCCCCCCACGGCGCGAGCAGUUUGGCAUCAUGACGGAGGCGGAGGUGGCAUCGGGCAGCAUGCUGCAGGCAGCGCACCGCAGCGGGCGCAAGGACGAUGCAGUGCGCGAGCACGUGCGCAACAUGUACGUCAACCUGCGCCGCCACUACCACCGCCUGCUCGUGUGCGGGGCAGAGCGAGAAGACGACGAUGACGAUGACGACGAUGACGACGGCAGUGAUACCUCUUCCCCUGCUGCUCGCACGAAGCAGCAGCAGCAGCGGCGGCAGCAGCAGAAGGAUCCGCGGCUGCGGGUGACGUCCAAGGUGAACGUGGUGCAGGGCAUCAAGGCCAUGCUGCCGGACACUGCUCCCACCGCCCACAAGCCCGGCGUUGAGGGAGCGCAAGAGCCAACGCGGCUGGACCAUGCAACGGUGCGGGCGCGUGCCUUUGCGUGGUACCACGUGUGCUACCAUCCCUCCGAGCUGCAGCGCGUGCAGCAGGAGGCACGCGGCUUCGGGCUGAGCGUGGCGCCGGUGUUUCUGAGCUUUGCAUGGAUCGGCGUGGACAUCCUGUGCCAGCACCUGAUUGCUGAUUGA
Molecule: messenger RNA, 11769 nt
Organism: Closterium sp. Yama58-4
Lineage: Eukaryota; Viridiplantae; Streptophyta; Zygnematophyceae; Desmidiales; Closteriaceae
Source: the annotation of a GenBank genome assembly